Metarhizium album ARSEF 1941 is the source of this 1050-nucleotide messenger RNA. RefSeq lists its product as uncharacterized. The coding region runs from base 1 to 1050 and encodes 349 amino acids. NCBI's taxonomy places the organism in Eukaryota, Fungi, Ascomycota, Sordariomycetes, Hypocreales, Clavicipitaceae. The transcript has 2 exons. The record is from RefSeq and is a predicted model, not a curated record.
AUGCGUCCAACUCCCGUCCGCAUAAGGGGCAAACGAAAGCGUGAACCGCCGCCUAUCCCAGUUUCCGUCGCUGCUGCGGACGGCACUCCAGGAAAGAUGAAGAGAUCGCUUGCUUCUGUCCGCGCCAGCCGCUUGUCUCGACAUCACACAGUCCUAGAGUCUCUGCCUGCCGAGCUGCUGGAAACCAUACUUUUGUACUCGGAAAGCCUCUCGCUCCCUCGAUCAAGUCACCUGAUUGGUGCCAAACUCUCUGGAAGAGCUACGCUUCUGCGACUAUUCAUGGUGGCUUUCCACGACACCUGGGACCAGUGGUUUGGCGUUCCCAAGACGCAAUGGCACGGGCCGAGAAUACAAGAGGAGGACGGGCCGUCGUUUGGCGGCGAUGCCGUGUUCCAGUCCGCGAUGCUCGAGCUCCCCUGGGUGGAUAUCGACUUCAUUCUUCAGGCCCAACAAGCCUGGUCAGACAGAUAUGCUCGAGACAGAUGGUAUCAACACAGCGUACCAUUUGAAGUUGAAGCCGGCAGCCAUCACUUGAACCACGACCAUCAGGGUGGGUUCUCGCACUUCAAUGCCCGUGACUGCUUCGAGGCAGACUACAGGCGAGCGCUCGCCUGGCCGGCAUUCAAAACCGAGUCCAUGAGCUGGGGCACACACGACCUUCACCCCAUGACCCGCCUGCCCGUCGAUCUAGUUACGGGCCCGUGGGACGACGAAAAGAAACGACGCCUGUUUUGGCUUGCCCGUGGCGGCCUCCAAAUGGGCGCCGAGAGUCGGAAUCCAGUUCCGGUGCCCUGGGAGACAAAGGUGGCAUGUCUCGAAAAUGCCGUCAUCAAUGCAGAAGAGCCUGACCCGCUCAUCAUCAACUGCCUCAUCGGCAACUGGGUAUUCCUGGACCUGCCAGAGGACAUCGUGCGGAAGCACCUCGUCAGUCUCGACAGACGUCUCGCGUGGGGGGGCGACGAGCCCGCCAGCAGGGGCAUUCUCCGACGGAUACGGAGCACCCUCGACGUGUUUAUGCAGCUUCCGCAAUACCAUCACAUGCCCGCUUGA